Daldinia caldariorum is the source of this 2034-nucleotide messenger RNA. RefSeq lists its product as uncharacterized. The coding region runs from base 61 to 1851 and encodes 596 amino acids. NCBI's taxonomy places the organism in Eukaryota, Fungi, Ascomycota, Sordariomycetes, Xylariales, Hypoxylaceae. The record is from RefSeq and is a predicted model, not a curated record. The transcript has a single exon.
CCGAACAAAGCCUAAGCUACCUUAGGUACCUAGGUAUCUAUUGCACCGCUCUACAUUUGCAUGAACAUCAUGGCUGGAGAAAUCAUAUGCAAGAUUUCUCUGGAGACUAUCGUAAAAACUAAAUCACUGGAUAUUACAGAAAGUGCUACCCCCUGCCGGUACCGCCUCCUCAGCUGCAACGACUUCAUCGAGCAUAAGCAGGUGACCGUUCUCGAAUUUGAUGAUUUUCCACAAGUCCCGUAUACGGCCUUGUCGUAUGUCUGGAAGGGCAACACUCUCGAUGCGGAUUGUGCCGAUCCAGUAUUCAAUGUACCCGUCCCGGAGGGACAGGAGCCAGGCGACGACAUUGGGGUUGAAGUGCUGCGAGAGACAUGCGUGGCGUCCACAGCCCGAGGCAUCAACCAUCUCUGGAUCGAUCGUCUGUGUGUCAUGCAAAUGAGCAAGGAGGAUAAGAAAUGGCAGAUACCUCGAAUGCACGAUAUUUAUCGCCGUUGUCAAAUAUGCAUCGUCGCGCCUGGGGGCCUCCAGCGCCUUGUUCGCCUCGACGAAGUGACCCAAUGGAUCCACCGGGGCUGGACACUACAGGAGGCCGUGGCGCCUCCAGCCGUUUUCGUCUUAUUUUCUUGGAGAUCAGGCUCGCGCAGAGCCCAUGCGGGCGAUACGCAAGGGAAUAUCGACGAAGUUACUCCGGCUAGGUCUGCAACGACGCCCCUGUCACUCAUCAUCGAUGCGUGCACUGCCGGAAUGUUGUCCAUUGAAAACGGCGAGAAGCGCUUGAUGCUGGAAGUCAAGCUGUUCAGCUCACAUCCCGCCGAUCGGUCCUACAGGGACUUCCCGUUCUGGAACGUAACUCGGCGAAUCCUUUCCCCUAAUGUUGGUGCUCUCGCCCGUAUCAUGUCGCCGGAUCUCGACCGAGACAUGAAGGACUACUCAAUCUGGCAGAGCGCGCUUAUGCGCACUUCAUCACGGCCCGUUGACAUGGUCUUCAGUAUUAUGGGGCUCUUUGGCGUUACGCUGGAUACAUCACAAUUCGGCAAAAACGACCGUGUGCAAGCCACCAUAGCGCUUGCGCAGGCUAUCAUGGAAAAGGGAGGGCAAGCCACCUGGCUCGCAGCUGCUUUCCGUGUUCAGCCAUCACGACAAAUCUCAACCUUCCCCAUAUUCCCUCGUACUUCCGUGUCUGGGAAAGCAUAUGUAAAAGUAAGCGAUGAGAAAGGAAUGCAGGAGGUGUCAUUGUUGAUAGAAAAUGACUAUCCUGUUGCAGAUGCUCUCGUCCCGCUGCCUAAAGGCUCAAUGGAUCAGGACGGAUAUCUUAAAUUCUCCUCCAAGGCUAUCCCUAUCCGGCCUCAUCUAUCGGACCCUGCAGAGACCUCUCCUGACUCCGCCAGGCCGACUUAUUUCCAAGCUGUUAACCAGUCGUGGUGGGAGGUAGAAGAAGAUAACAUUGUUAACAUGCAAGGGGAAACAUUCGCAGUGCUCAUAGGCUUCUUCGUAGGAUAUUAUCCCGGGAGCACCCCCGCCGUCAACGACAACACCAUUCGCGCCGCAGUCAUUAAAAAGCACGCGGUAGAUAGAUUUCACGUACAGACAUACCUGGGGCUUAGCCACAAAGCCCGGGCCUGGGUUAGAACGUGGCCCGAGCGGAUAUUCUGUGUUGGGGGGCCGGAAGUGGAUGCUGUCGAGGACCUUGGAGAAGAACUGCCGGUAAUAUCUAAUCCGAAAGAGCAGUAUCUAAACAAUCCCCAAAGUUCGCAGCCUAGCGGUGUCGUGCCUUUGGAAGAUAUGCUGUCGCGUCGUGCUCGAUGGGCUAUGUCGCAGAAGGUAUUGGAACAGCAUGUGAAACCGAGAUGAUUUUUUUUUUCUCAUGUUAUAUGAUUUGUUCUUUUUGACUAGUGGCACUUCCUUGGGUGGCGAUAUUAUCACACGGGCUUUUCAGAUGAACUUUGCGUUACGCGUUUAACUUUAAUAUAUAAGCCUCAAUGAUCGUAGGUAUUCCUAUCGCCCUUAUUUUUGAAACAUCACACUAUUCUACUC